GUUUAGCCGCGACCCCGUUCAGUCAACCGUCAUUCCGUCUCUUGCUCUCAAGCGGCGUGCAACCAUGGCGGCCACGGCCUCCUCCUUCCUCGCCCGCCGCCUCCUCCUCACCCGCCGCGUCCUUUCCUCCCCCCUCCGCCCCUUCUCCACCACUGACUCCUCCUCAUCCUCCUCCUCCUCCUCUUCCUCCGACGACUCCCGUGCGGGAUCUGAUGCGGGACCCGACCCCGAGCAGCAGCAACCGCCACCAGCGGGCCAGGAUCAGCAGGCCGCCGCCCGGCCGCGCGCCGGCGACACCCGUCCCCUCGAGAACGGCCUUGACCCCGGAAUCUACAAGGCGAUAAUGGUGGGGAAGGUGGGGCAGGAGCCGAUACAGAAGCGGCUGAGGAGCGGGAGAACGGUCGUGCUGUUCUCGCUCGGCACCGGCGGCAUCCGCAACAACCGCCGCCCGCUGGACCGCGAGGAGCCGCACCAGUACGCUGAACGAUGCUCCGUGCAGUGGCACCGCGUCUGCAUCUACCCGGAACGGCUCGGCAGCCUCGCGCUCAAGCACGUCAAGACCGGUUCUGUUCUUUAUCUGGAAGGGAAUCUUGAGACGAAAGUGUUUUCUGAUCCUAUAACUGGACUGGUUCGGCGCAUAAGAGAAAUAGCUGUGCGCUCAAAUGGCCGUCUCUUGUUUCUUGGGAAUGAUUGUAAUGCGCCCAAGUUAGGUGAAGCCAAGGGCGUUGGCUACUUCUGAAACUGAGGUCCACUCGACAUCAAGAGCAUCUCCAACAGUCUCUCUCACUCUCCAAAUGUCUAUUUGGCCAACUCUCCAUCUAAUUUGACAAGCCAAACUCGUUGUUUACUCCAACAGCCUCUCCAUCUACCAUCUCCAUUACAAGUCUAUGACAAAUGGGACCCAUACGUCAGCCUCUACUACCCUUCUUCCACUCUCUUUUCCCCACCCGGCCACCCCUUCUACCACCUCCAGUACUACUUACUGCCUCCUCCCCUCGCCUUUACCUUGGAUGCGGCGACGACGGAUGACGACGGCCACGGCAACUCGCGUGCGCGCAAGGCGCGGAUGCGCGAGGCGACGGCGGACGGCGGCGGCGACUCGCGUGCGCGCAAGGCGCAGGUGCGCGAGGCGGUGGCGGCGGCGACUCGUGACCGAACCAGUUCCCGACGACGGCGACGACGCAUGGCCACCAGGCGAACUGGACGACUCCGCUGGCGACCUCGGCGGCGAGGAAGAAGGCGAGGCUGUGCACGCCGAGGAAGUAGGCUGCGCCGCGCCGCCGGCGUGGCCCCGGAGGCGACCAUGGCGGCACCGAGGAGGCGGCGGAGGUCGGCGCGGUCGGCGAGGUGGCCCACGGCAAACAUGGCGGUGACGAGGAGGCGGCGGAGGUCGGCGCGGUCGGCGAGGUGGCCACCGGGCUCGCCGAGGCGGUGCGGGCCGGAGGCGGCCGCGCGACUGGAGGCGGCGGCGUGGGAAGCUGGCGCCGCGGCUUCCAUUUGGAGGCGACGACGAAGAAGACAAGGAGGAGCGUGGUGGGACCCAUGGAUGGCCAGUGAAUGGCAAGUGGAGUAGGCUGGCCAAGUUUGGCUAGUGAGGGAAGAAAUUUGGCCAUCCGGAUGGCUUGGAGAGUGGGAUGGAGAGGCUGUUGGAGUGGGAUUUUUGUUCAAAAUGGCUAAAUUUUGGCUUGGAGAGUGGGAUAGAGAAGCUGUUGGAGAUGCUCUAAGAUCUGUAGAGUUUGAGGGAUAAACAAGUUAUCAAACCUGCAUGCUAACACCCCAAAACUUUACUUUCUCA
Molecule: messenger RNA, 1795 nt
Organism: Oryza sativa Japonica Group (Japanese rice)
Lineage: Eukaryota; Viridiplantae; Streptophyta; Magnoliopsida; Poales; Poaceae
Source: RefSeq, a predicted model, not a curated record